Messenger RNA from Limanda limanda (common dab), 6865 nucleotides. Its product is annotated as rho GTPase-activating protein 21. Gene Ontology annotation, biological process: signal transduction. Lineage: Eukaryota; Metazoa; Chordata; Actinopteri; Pleuronectiformes; Pleuronectidae. The record is from RefSeq and is a predicted model, not a curated record. The coding region runs from base 133 to 5799 and encodes 1888 amino acids. Gene Ontology annotation, molecular function: phospholipid binding; protein binding. The transcript is spliced from 23 exons.
CGUCGGACCUCCCAGGGGUUCGGCUUCACGCUGCGGCACUUCAUCGUCUACCCACCGGAGUCGGCCGUCCACAACUCCCUGAAGGAUGAGGACAACGGCAGCCGAGGGAGACAGCGAAACCGUCUGGAGCCAAUGGACACCAUUUUCGUCAAGCAAGUGAAGGAGGGAGGCCCCGCCCACGGAGCUGGACUAUGUACAGGGGAUCGUAUUGUGAAGGUGAAUGGAGAGAGCAUCAUUGGAAAGACGUACUCACAAGUCAUAGCCUUGAUCCAGAACAGCGAGCCCUCACUGGAGCUCUGUGUGAUGCCAAAGGAUGAGGACAUUCUGCAGCUGGCGUACUCCCAGGAUGCAUACCUCAAAGGAAACGAGGCGUACAGCGGAAAUGCGCAGAACAUCCCCGAGCCCCCUCCCAUAUGCUACCCUCGGAUAGAAGUGAAGGCUGCGGGCAUGGCCCAGGCGUCAGAGCCUGCCCCGGUCAGUGAGACCCCUGGAGGGCCGGCUCAGGGACCAGGAAGAAGAGGGGGGGCCAGUGAACAGAGUCACCGGGUGGAGAUCCCUGUUCCGCCGUCACCCCCGACCCAGCAGGCAUCCAAGUCUCAGACUGUGGUGUCUGUGUGUAAUGACAGUAAGAGGACAGUAGCCAUGCCUCCUGAUCCAGUUGACCGGGGGCCCUGGGUCGCUCGGGCGGGCCCCAGUCACAGGACAGAGGAAAACCGGUACAGUUCUCCACCCGAUUCUGGAUCAGCUAGACUCAGACCCCUUAUUCCCUCAGUCCCCGGGGGUGCACAGUUGCAGUGUCCCUCUUCCCGUCCGGUAGAAAGUCCGGUUUACUCCCCGUCCUCAAGUUCUAGACCUGGUGCGAUCCAUGCGGACCCCUUAACCCCGCCUGCACGGACACCUGUCGCUGCUGCAUCGCCGGACAAGUUCUCCACUGCUGUCUCACCCAACACCAACCACUACUCGCCCUCUCCCACAGCCUCAUCCACCUCCCCACACCAGAACAUUGACUGGAGAAAUUACACCACCUAUAAGGAUUACAUCGACGCCAAGAGGCUGCACACGUACGGCUGCCGCACCAUCCAGGAGCGCUUGGACAGCUUGCGUGCAGCUGCUAAUUCUACUUCUGCGUACGCCCAGCAACGAACGCCUCUCCCUUCCAGCCCCAGCCAGAGAGCGCCAUCGGUCUCCCAGGUCAGACAGAGGAGCACAUCCAGUGACCGUUGGAUGGACGCAAAGAGUCCGGGUACUACAGUGACAGCUCCAUUACGUAGCGUCUCCCAAGAGAGGCUUGGAGGUGGAACGGAGAAGACGAUACCAAACAGGAACUGGCCUCGGAGCUCGUCCCAGGGCGCUCUGCCCUUCUCCUCCCCGACAGAUGUUACCAAACCUCGGGCACGGUCUUGCGACUACCUGGGCCAGCAGCCUGCUGAGCCGGGUGGGGUUGACAAGGCAGAGGAAUCCAGAGCCGGCAGGCAGGGAGCAGGCCUGAAAGUUUUACCUCAUCUCAACAGGAGUCUCCCUGGACAGGAGAGCGAAGGGCGAGGAAGUGGAUUCUCUAGCUCACCUUCAGCUGCUCCUGUGUUUACUAAAGGUACAACAGACUCUGUAACACCACCCAGGACAGACGGGGUCAUCAUGAGACCCUCACGUCUGCCUGUGAAAAAUGCCAUCUCAGACUCUUUACCUGCCUUACCCAUCAAAACCACAGACCCUCUUAAAGACCAAAGAGCUGCCAUCAGUGGCAACCACCUGGGGUACCCGUCCCCUCUGCACCUCCAGCUCAGGGGCCGGGCGGACAGUCUGAAAAUGGAGAACAGGUUGGAGGCCGGGUUGGCUGCCAGGUCCUCCUCUUGCUCUGGUCCGUCCUCUCAACUGCCCACGCAGAGACAACUUGGAGCUUCCUCUGGUAGCUCCACUAGCAACGGAGCUGUGACCCCAAAGCCAAAGGUCAGAGAAACCUGCACAUCCACCAGCUCACCUGUACGAACUAAUGGCGGUCUCACGGAGGGAGUAGAAGGACCUGAUGCAACAGUAGUGGUCCUAAGAAGAGACAAGAAAUCCGAAGCUCCUCACAUUCGCCCUCCGUCAUAUGUACUAGCCGUUAAUGACUGCGGUGGAGGAGUCACUCAUAGGUCACCACCUUUGGUGAAGGCCGGCUCGGCCGAUGCAAUGUGCUGGAUGUCCAACGACGGCUGUAGGGAGAAGCAUUUUAGGAGACUGGGCGACACACGACACACGUCUGGAUCCAAUAACCUGGAUGACUCCCUGGAUUCGAUCCCUUUCAUAGAUGAACCCUCCAGUCCCAGUCUCGACCUGGACAGCAGCAUCCACAUCCCGGCCUCUGCCGUCAUAUCUGCAGCCCCCAUCAUCACCACCAUCCCACCCAGCCCCACCUCGCCAUCCCCCCUCUUUCGACGACAGCUGUCACAUGACCAAGAUUCUCUCCGUCUCACAAUUAUUGAGUCAGAUUCUGGAACAAAAACCGAGCGUUCCAAGUCGUACGAUGAAGGUCUGGACAACUACCGGGAAGAAGCCAGAGGGAGGUCUAUUAUACCUGGUCUGAAAGGUCUUCGGAGGGCGGUCGACAGGUCGUCAGAGGAUUCAGGCUCCAGGAGAGAUUCCUCAUCUGAUAUCUUCUGCGACGCCACCAAGGAGGGUUUGCUGCAUUUCAAGCAGCUGAACACAGAUAAGGGAAAGCGUGUCGGCGGGGGGAUGCGCCCGUGGAAGCAGAUGUACGCCGUGUUGAGAGGAAACUACCUCUGCCUGUAUAAAGACAAAAAGGAAGGUCAAGCUCACGCCAACUGCCAGGUGGUGGACGAGGCUCUGCCGAUCAGCAUCAAGGCCUGUCUGAUCGACAUCUCCUACAGCGACACCAAGCGUAAGAACGUGCUGCGGCUGACCACGUCGGACUGCGAGUACCUGUUCCAGGCCGAGGACCGGGAGGACAUGCUGGCCUGGAUCCGAGUCAUUCAGGAGAGCAGCAACCUGGACGAGGAGAACGCCAUCUUCACCAGCCAUGACCUCAUCAGCAGGAAGAUCAAGGAGUACAACACCUUGAUGAGUCCCACCGGCAGCAGGACGGAGCAGUCGCCCAAAGCUUCUCGCCAGUCGCUGAGCAUCCGACAGACGCUGCUGGGAGGAAAAGAGACCAAAGCUACAAGUCCUCACUCCCCCAAACCUGAGCAGGAGAGGAAGAACAUGCACAAAGACGACACCAGCCCUCCGAAGGACAAAGGGACCUGGAGGAAAGGAAUCCCCGGGCUGAUGAGGAAACCUUUCGAGAAGAAGCCGUCUCCUGGCGUCACGUUCGGAGUGAGGCUGGACGACUGUCCGCCCGCACUGACAAACAAGUUUGUGCCUCUGAUUGUGGAGGUCUGCUGUAACCUGGUGGAGGAGAGGGGGCUGGAGUACACCGGCAUCUACAGGGUCCCGGGAAACAACGCAGCCAUCUCCAACAUGCAGGAGGAGCUCAACAACAAGGGCAUGAACGAUAUCGAUGUCCAGGAUGAUAAAUGGAGGGACCUCAAUGUGAUCAGCAGUUUACUCAAGUCCUUCUUCCGCAAACUUCCAGAGCCCUUGUUCACUAAUGAUAGAUACUCAGACUUCAUAGACGCCAACAGGGUCGAGGGCCCGGUGGAGAGACUCAAAGUGAUCAAGAGGCUGCUUCAUGAGUUACCAGAUCAUCACUACGAGACCCUGAAGUUCCUCUCAGCUCAUCUGAAAUGUGUGGCUGAUAACUCAGAGAAGAAUAAGAUGGAGCCGAGGAACCUGGCCAUCGUGUUUGGUCCGACUCUGGUGCGGACCACCGAGGACAACAUGACUCACAUGGUCACACACAUGCCCGACCAGUACAAGAUCGUAGAGACCCUCAUUCAGAAUUACAACUGGUUUUUCACUGAAGAGGGAAAUACAGAACCAGUGCCUGUGUUCUACGAGAUGAGCGCCGUGCAGUCCCAGCCGAUCCCCAACAUCGACCACCUGCUCACCAACAUCGGGCGCACGGCCGCCUCCCAGGGGGAAGUCUCAGAUUCACCGAACAGUGACUCGGCGAAAUCAAAGGGCUCCUGGGGCUCCGGGAAGGACCGAGAGCUCCUGGUCUCCUCCAUCUUUGCUGCAGCCAGCCGCAAAAGAAAGAAGUCAAAGGAGAAGCCGCAGCCGAGCAGCUCCGAUGACGACCUGGACGCCGUGUUCCCCAAGAAGGAGCUCGCUGGCCUGAAGCCCAACCACCACCUGCAGGCCGAGGCCGCGGGCGAGAGCCGGCCCCACGCCAAGCAGCCGGCGCCGGCCGAGGACAGGAAGGAGAACGGGAGGAGUGUGGAGCUGGUGCCCAAAGCCAAGAGGGAGCACAGGAACUCCUUGUUCCUGAAGGAGAAGACCCCUCCUCGCCACUCGUCUUCGUCCAUCUCGUCUCCGAUCCUCAGCGGCUCGCCGACCCUCAGCCGCCAGGCCCCCCCCCGGGGGAAGUCCUCCCUGUCGGACCCUCCGUCCCAGCUGGACGAGAACACCUCGGACCUCGGGACCAUGAGCUCGGGAGCGUCGGCGCCGCGGUCCAGACCCAAGAAGUGGUCCGGAGGAGCCCCCCCCGACCUGCCCCCGGGAGUGUGCACGGGGCAGGGAGGAGGGGCCGGGGCGUCCGCCGGUGCAGAGGUGAGCUCCAUCACCUCGGACUACUCCACCACCUCCUCCAUCACCUUCCUGACCGGCGCCGAGUCCAGUGCGCUCAGCCCGGAGCUGCCGGGCGGCGAGGAGGCCGACGACGAGCGCAGCGAGCUCAUCAGCGAGGGCCGGCCCAUGGAGACGGACAGCGAGAGCGACUUCCCGGUGUUCGCCCCGGGGGGGGGCAGCUGCCAGUCCACGCCGCGCCAGGAGCAGAGUCAGGAGAAGGUGGAGGCCAGAGAGGCGGCUGACGGAGGCGUGGGGGUCAAACUGGAAGCUCGCCGCCUGUUCCCGUCGCACCGGAUGAUCGAGUGCGACACGCUCUCCAGACGCUGGUCGCUGAGGCAGAAGACCGACAGCGAGUCGUCCAUGGAGGGCGUGGCCGGGGGCGGGAGGUCGGAGUCCUCCACCCGCUUGUCUCGGGUCCUGGAGGUGAUGAAGAAAGGCCGGUCCACCAGCAGCCUCAGCUCGUCUUCACGCAGCGAGUCGGAGCGCGCCGAGCCGGCGUGGCACCUGAAGAUCACCGAGCGGCUGAAGCUCCGGAUCCGAACGUCCGCCGACGACAUGUUCGCUCAGAAGAACCGAGCUCCGGACGCUCGGAGCAAGAAGAAGAACAUCCGGCGGCGCCACACCCUGGGGGGGCAGAGAGACUUUGCAGAGCUGGCGGUCAUCAACGACUGGCGGGAGCAGGGCGGCGUGGACAAGGUGGCCGACCUCUCGCUGCUGGACCACCUGAAACCCAGGUGCUCCUCCGAGGACUUCUCCGUCCGGGACUGGAUCUCCAGGGAGCGCUGCCGCGGCUCCGAGCCGGGCGUGGCGCCGGGCGUGAAGCCGGGCGUGGCACCGGGCGUGGCGUCGGGCGUGGCUCCGGGCGUGGCGCCGGGCGUGGCGCUCGCACCCCGAGCCGUGCCCGAGGACGAUCCCUCAGAAGCUCCGGCCGUCGCUCCUGAAUCACCACCGUUGCCGCUGACUCCUCCUCCUCCUCCUUUUGCCGCCGCCCCGGACGCUCAGCCGCCGGCGGGGGAGCAGGUGAACGGGGGGGGGCUGCAGGUGAAGAGCAAAGCGUCGCUCGGGGGGGAAGCCCACCCUCACAAACUCUCCGGAGCACAAGUGGUCCGCUCGCGGUUCUACCAGUACCUGUGAGGACGGAACAGAAUGAAUGAGUGAAUGAGCGAAUGUGGAUAUUUGAGCGAAGGUUACUGCACAAUAUUUUUUCUACAAAGUAAACUUUAUGUAUCUACUGUACAUACUGUGUAUAGGCCUACAUGAUUGUUCCUGGAGUGAAGCUGAAGAGAUGUUUAUGUGUAUUUCCACUGACUCGUCGGCCGUACUGGAAAACAAGACACGGAAAGAAGAGAAACACUUUUUCCUCCUGAACUGGACUCACCACAGAAUGUGAGUUUCCCGUCCAGGUGACGUUCAAGAGACGGAAUCGAACUCUCGUUUCGCAGCACUAAUGAAAAACGGUUACUAUAGAAACGCAGGAGGAAACCCUUUAGAAAUAAGGAAUCUCGGUUCAGUUCUUCCUCUUAUAAACGGUAUGAAGAAUGUAUUACUCGCUCCUUUUUGUUUUUUUUUGGACUAACACUAGUUGCUUGUGACAAUAUUGUCAUUUUUUAAAAAAACGACGUGUGUGUAUUUGUUUUGUUUUCGCCUGAACUUGAAGUUUGUGCUUUCUGAGCUGUGGGAAGUUUGUGGGUUUUUUUCACAGCACGGUCACAACAGCCAGAUAUUAGCUCGGAGGGUUAUUAUAGUUUUAUCAAAUAAAGACUGAAAAAAAACAUUAACGAAAAAAUACUGUUACUAUAGUAUGUAAUGCUCGGUGCAGUAGUUUUUUAAUUUCCAAACUUUGUCAAGAUAUAGUCCAAAAGAAAACUUUUUACAUGUGUUUUUAUCUCGAAAAAGGAAAAAGUGCCUCUUUUUGUUUUCUUUUUUAACAGUUUUUACCAACAAAAGUUUCGGAGGAGAAUAUUUCACAUUCCACAGGUUUUCUGUUUCUUCCCGUUCCAGCUCAUCUCUAGUUCAGUUCCGUGUUUGUUUCUCUUCACCUUCACUUGUUGUUUCACGUGCAGUUCAAAUGCGUUUUUCAAAACCCGGGAGGAAAAGGACAACAAAAAAAAAAAAAAGAAAGGAACUGCAUGAGACAAUGUUUGGUGAACAUCUGGCCUGUGUACAGCAGAACAUGGUGCGAUGCCCCCCCCGCAACAAA